Nicotiana tabacum (common tobacco) is the source of this 324-nucleotide messenger RNA. The record is from RefSeq and is a predicted model, not a curated record. Lineage: Eukaryota; Viridiplantae; Streptophyta; Magnoliopsida; Solanales; Solanaceae.
AUGGGAAAUUGUUUGAGACAUGAAUCAUCCAAUAUGGUAUGGGCAAGUAGAGAUGACUUAGAACCUGUGUCACCUACAGGGAAUGAAAGUCUGCUGGGAAUUAAUACUAAUAAUAGUAAGAGGGGGAUGAAAAUCAGAAUAACAAAGAAGGAGCUGGAGGAAAUGCUAGGAAGAGUGAACAUGCAGAUGCAGGGCGUGACGGUGGACCAAGUCUUAUCUGCAAUGUUGAUGAAUUCCAAGGCUGAUGGCUCUCAUCAUAAUAUUCAGCGUAAACAGUUCUCAUCAUGGCGUCCCCGUCUUCAAAGAAUACCCGAGGUUUAUUAG